GCCGCCGACAUGGGCAACGCGGGGAGCAUGGAUUCGCAGCAAACCGAUUUCAGGGCGCACAACGUGCCUUUGAAGCUGCCAAUGCCGGAGCCAGGUGAACUGGAGGAGCGAUUUGCUAUCGUGCUGAAUGCUAUGAACCUACCUCCUGACAAAGCCAGAUUACUGCGGCAGUAUGACAAUGAGAAAAAAUGGGAACUGAUUUGUGAUCAGGAGCGAUUCCAGGUGAAAAAUCCUCCCCAUACAUACAUUCAAAAGCUCAAAGGCUAUCUGGAUCCAGCGGUAACCAGGAAGAAGUUCAGACGGCGUGUUCAAGAAUCUACACAAGUGCUAAGAGAACUGGAAAUUUCUUUAAGAACUAACCACAUUGGAUGGGUCAGAGAGUUUUUGAAUGAAGAAAACAAAGGUCUUGACGUUCUAGUGGAGUAUCUAUCAUUUGCACAGUAUGCAGUAACUUUUGACUUUGAAAGUGUGGAAAGUACUGUGGAGAGUUCGGUGGAAAAAUCAAAGCCCUGGAGCAGGUCCAUCGAGGACCUGCACAGGGGGAGCAACCUGCCCUCCCCUGUGGGCAGCGGCGCCUCCCGCUCCGGAAGACAUUCCGCGCUGCGAUACAAUACUUUGCCAAGGAGAAGAACCCUGAAAAAUUCAAGAUUAGUGAGUAAGAAAGACGACAUACAUGUCUGUAUCAUGUGUUUACGUGCCAUCAUGAAUUAUCAGUAUGGUUUCAACAUGGUCAUGUCUCAUCCACAUGCUGUCAAUGAGAUUGCACUAAGCUUGAACAAUAAGAAUCCCAGAACAAAAGCCCUUGUUUUAGAACUGCUGGCAGCCGUUUGUCUUGUCAGAGGCGGGCACGAAAUCAUUUUAUCAGCAUUUGAUAACUUUAAGGAGGUUUGUGGAGAAAAACAGCGCUUUGAGAAGCUUAUGGAACAUUUCAGGAAUGAAGACAAUAACAUAGAUUUUAUGGUGGCCUCCAUGCAGUUUAUUAAUAUUGUUGUCCAUUCCGUAGAAGAUAUGAAUUUCAGAGUUCACCUCCAAUAUGAAUUUACCAAAUUAGGCCUGGAUGAAUACUUGGACAAGCUGAAACACACUGAGAGUGACAAGCUGCAGGUCCAGAUUCAGGCUUACCUGGACAACGUGUUUGAUGUGGGAGCUCUGCUGGAAGAUGCUGAAACUAAGAAUGCAGCUUUGGAGAGGGUGGAAGAACUGGAAGAAAACAUCUCUCAUUUAUCUGAAAAACUUCAAGACACAGAGAAUGAAGCUAUGUCUAAGAUUGUGGAACUGGAAAAGCAGCUCAUGCAGAGGAACAAGGAGCUGGAUGUUGUUCGAGAAAUCUACAAAGAUGCAAAUACCCAAGUUCACACCUUAAGAAAAAUGGUCAAAGAAAAAGAAGAAGCCAUUCAAAGACAGUCUACUCUGGAAAAAAAGAUUCAUGAACUGGAGAAACAGGGGACCAUUAAAAUUCAGAAGAAAGGGGAUGGGGACAUCGCCAUACUUCCAGUUGUGGCUUCUGGGACAUUGUCCAUGGGGUUGGAAGUGGGAGUGGGCAACUCUGGGGGACCAGUAACAGGGGCUGCCUCCUCAGUGUCCUUGGCCCAUCCACCACUGCCUCCAUCUUCUGACUCCCCCGAGACAGUGCAAAAUGGUCCAGUAACACCACCUAUGCCACCGCCCCCUCCCCCUCCUCCCCCUCCCCCUCCUCCCCCACCGCCUCCUCUCCCCUGUCCUGCAGCUGAGACUGUGCCUACUCCUCCAGUUCCGCCUCCCCCUCCCCCCUCUGCACCCCCUCUGCCGGGAACAUCUUCACCCACAGUGGUUUUCAACUCAGGAUUAGCAGAUGGGCCAAUCAAGCUUUUCUCUGUGAAAAUUAAGAAACCAAUCAAGACGAAGUUCAGAAUGCCAGUGUUUAACUGGGUGGCUCUGAAGCCCAAUCAGAUCAAUGGCACCGUCUUCAAUGAAAUUGAUGAUGAACGAAUCCUGGAGGAUUUAAAUGUGGACGAAUUUGAGGAAAUAUUCAAGACGAAAGCCCAAGGUCCUGCCAUGGAUCUUUCAUCAAGUAAGCAGAAGAUAACACAGAAGGGAUCCAACAAAGUGACGUUACUAGAAGCAAACAGGGCCAAAAACCUUGCCAUAACUUUAAGGAAAGCUGGAAAGACGGCCGAUGAGAUAUGCAAAGCUAUUCAUGUAUUUGACUUGAAGACAUUGCCGGUAGACUUUGUAGAAUGUCUGAUGAGGUUCUUGCCAACUGAGAACGAGGUGAAAGUGCUUCGGCUCUACGAGCGGGAAAGGAAGCCCCUGGAGAACUUGUCAGAUGAAGAUCGGUUCAUGAUGCAGUUCAGUAAAAUUGAGAGGCUCAUGCAGAAGAUGACCAUCAUGGCUUUCAUUGGGAACUUUGCUGAAAGCAUUCAGAUGCUGACUCCUCAACUACAUGCAAUUAUAGCAGCAUCUGUGUCUAUAAAGUCAUCCCAGAAACUCAAGAAAAUUCUGGAGAUCAUCUUGGCCCUUGGAAACUACAUGAAUAGCAGUAAAAGAGGAGCAGUUUAUGGAUUUAAACUUCAGAGUUUAGAUCUGCUCUUAGACACAAAGUCAACGGACCGAAAGCAGACGCUGUUGCAUUAUAUAUCAAAUGUUGUCAAAGAAAAGUAUCACCAAGUGUCCUUAUUUUAUAACGAGCUUCAUUAUGUGGAAAAAGCUGCUGCAGUCUCCCUUGAGAAUGUUUUACUGGAUGUCAAGGAGCUCCAGAGAGGCAUGGACUUGACCAAGAGGGAGUACACUAUGCAUGACCACAACACGCUGCUGAAGGAGUUCAUCCUCAACAACGAGGGGAAGCUGAAGAAGCUACAGGAUGAUGCCAAGAUCGCACAGGAUGCCUUUGAUGAUGUCGUGAAGUAUUUUGGAGAAAAUCCCAAGACAACGCCACCCUCAGUCUUCUUUCCUGUCUUCGUCCGGUUUGUGAAAGCAUAUAAGCAAGCAGAGGAAGAAAAUGAGCUGAGGAAGAAGCAGGAACAAGCUCUCAUGGAAAAACUCCUUGAGCAAGAAGCUCUGAUGGAGCAGCAGGACCCAAAGUCUCCUUCCCAUAAAUCAAAGAGGCAGCAGCAAGAGUUAAUUGCGGAAUUACGAAGGCGUCAAGUUAAAGAUAACAGACAUGUAUAUGAGGGAAAAGAUGGUGCCAUUGAAGAUAUUAUCACAGCCUUAAAGAAGAAUAAUAUCACUAAAUUUCCAAAUGUUCACUCGAGGGUAAGGAUUUCUUCUAGCACACCGGUGGUGGAGGAUACACAGAGCUGAUCUUAGAAACCAGCCAUACAGACGAGCCGAUGCGGUGAGGAGAAGUGUCAGGCGGCGCUUUGAUGAUCAGAACUUGCGUUCUAUUAAUGGUGCCGAAAUAACCAUGUGAACCCAAGACCUGCCUGCAUUAAUAGAGGGUGUGUGUGAAUGAAACUGCCCACAUGAACUUUUAUGUGCUACCAUUUAACUGCAGCUUGAACACACAAAAUAUUCUUAAGGGCUCAGAUUUAACAAACACAUAGGAAUUUUAAAAUGAUGGGCUCUCCUUUCAGCCCUUGUUAACAAGUGCCUAAAAAUUGAAGUACCUGCUCAGAUUAAUCAAAGCAAUAGGACUUGAUUUGAUUAAGUAUCUUUUUACACACCAGUAUGUUAUCCAUUUUUUUUAACCAAAAUGUAAAUUUCGUAUUAAAUUUAUUACCUGCCAUUGUGAUUGUCCCAUCAUGGCCCACCCUCAUUUUCUGAUAAGUUGUAAAUAACAUGGAUGCAUCUGCUGGGGGAUUCCUCUGCUGAGAUGUCUUUUAAGGAAUUUUGUGUUUCAGACAUACCCAUCACACUUUUGUGUUACUAAAGACUUGCAAUGUGGAAGAAGGGAAAAGUCACAUGAUAAACUCCUGUUCAUAACCAAGCUCUAGCAAAGUGCAAACAGGAUGGACUGCGUGGCACAAGUCAUUCAAACAAUAGUUUCGCAUUCUACAAUUUCUGUGCUGGAGAAGGAUGCUGUCAGAGACCUUUACCAGUUGUAGGAAUGCAAAGAUAUGUAUGAUGGCAUAAAAUGUUGUAUAACACUUAUUUGCAGUACUAUGUUCUUCAGCUAAAGGCAGCUUUUUAAUGCAAAUAUAUUUAUUAAUUAGGAAAAUUAACAUCUCAGUGAUCAGUAUUAGGAUUUCUAAAGACCACUAUGGGUUAAUCCUGAUAAUAGAAAUUAGUGCCUUGCUAGCCAGGGAGAAACUUUCUAGCUCUAUCAACAAGCGUUCCAAGUUACAUCUACUAGUAUAUUAGUGUUAGGAACCUGGCCUUAUUCUCCUCUGACAAUCGCAGGGUUUUCAUUUCUUCAAUUUCCUUUUGUAAACUGGAGAAGAUAAAUUUGGCAUCAUGUGUCAAAGCUAAAUUGUUUUUAUAUUUCCCAGAUUACUUAUACGGAAUCACAAUAAAGUCACUGAAAAAUAUUAAGUUUAAUAUGUAAUGGGACUAAAUGGCCAAUUAAGCCACUAUUUCUUCCUUCCUUUCUGGCAGGGCACUUGAUCCAUUCCAAAGUCAAAAACUGGACUGAAGUUAAAUUUGUACUUUCAUAAUAUACAUUCUGCUUUUGGCUUACCUUCUUGGUACAUUACAUCAAUAUAUUAAUUGUAAAAUUUAUUGUAUAGUAUUUAACCACUGAAUUUAUUUUAUGUUGUGCUUAUGUGAACCCCUUGGUAAGGUCCCUUUUUCUUGGAUAAUGUGUAGUUAUAUGAUCUUUUUAAAUGUACAGAUAUUUUGCUAUAAAAUUGGUGCAGUUUUUUAUGGUUUUUACACUUCUCUUUAAUUCCUACCUAAGCCUCUAGGUGAUAUUGUAAAUAUUGUUUAAAAAUGCAUCAGCCUAUGCUAUACAAUCUGAAUGUUAUUUUAACUUAUAGUUUUUUUUUUUUUUUAAAUAUAUAUUUAACUACCAGGACAGCUUAGGGAUCUGUUACCACAUUUCACUUUAGCAUACCUAUUUACAGAAAGAUUACCUUUUAAACUGCCACCUGCUGGCACACUUCCAUAAGUGUGUACUUUAAAAAGAACAUGCCAAGAUUUUGUCUGUUUACUAAACACUCAUUUUGAUGAAAAUGCCAAUCUGACCGUAACAUGUAACACAUAGUUGGACCAUUUACCACAAAGCAGCUGUUUUUCAAAACUCAAUGCUGAUAUGAGUAUGUUAAAGUAAUUGCCUAUUUAUUAUUCUACAAAUAGACAAUAAUGUUGGCAUGUUCUUUUCUAUUUGUCUAUUAAUGGGCCUGCUUCUUAGCAAUAUUAGAAAUGUUUUAUAAAAGCAAUUCAUGUUACUUUUCUGGUCUUUUCAUGGCAUAUGAGCAAAUAAAAACUAUUUACGCUA
Messenger RNA from Nycticebus coucang (slow loris), 5353 nucleotides. It is a transcript of the gene FMNL2, whose product is annotated as formin like 2. Gene Ontology annotation, cellular component: cytosol. Gene Ontology annotation, biological process: cortical actin cytoskeleton organization; regulation of cell shape; cell migration. The record is from RefSeq and is a predicted model, not a curated record. Bases 10 to 3279 code for a protein of 1089 amino acids. Gene Ontology annotation, molecular function: small GTPase binding; actin filament binding. The transcript has 28 exons. Lineage: Eukaryota; Metazoa; Chordata; Mammalia; Primates; Lorisidae.